Molecule: messenger RNA, 1014 nt
Organism: Hymenoscyphus albidus
Lineage: Eukaryota; Fungi; Ascomycota; Leotiomycetes; Helotiales; Helotiaceae
Source: the annotation of a GenBank genome assembly
UCAAGUUAAUCUUUUGAAACAGAAUAUAUUCUUGUCUUGGAGUAUUAGAGAAAUUGCUUCCACAGUAAUAACUUGGAAAGUCACCAUGAUGCUAUUUACUACUGUUUUAAUAUUUGACUGUGAGCCAACUCACCUACCUACCCAGUUGGUUCCAUUUGCCUUUUUGGGUCGUUAUAUGCCCUGCAAUUCUUUCCAUUUGAAAUCCCCAGAAGUUCUUCAGCAUACGAUCACGUUCAGAAAUCAAGAAAGUUACAACACUACAAAGUCAUGGAAAUACCCACCUCAACAGCACGGGAGGCUGAAAAGAGGCGUCCAUCCUUUCAUAUAUUACCCGCAACGUUGGCAGAUAUAACAGACAUGAUAGAAAUCGCCAUCGCAACAACGGAAUAUGAGAUCGUUAUUAGGUUCAUGUUCAGCACUUACCACGACGAAUCAAUACCUUUACAGCGCGAAUUCUGGAGGACGAUAUUUUCCAGAGCAUUUCAAAGAGAGACCACGCAUAUUAUGAAAGCUACAUUAGAUAGCACGGGAGAAACAGUGGCUUUUGGAAUAGUUGGGUGGGCAGACGGAAAGUGGGAUGCGCCUGAGAUGCCACCACGAAAGACACACCCAGGUCCCGGAGUGCGAUUCAUUGACUUUUAUGCUGAGGAAGAAGGCCGAAAUUAUCGACGGUUAAUGGCUGGACAUGCACAUUACAGUAAGAAUCUUCUAUUCCCGUCUAGCGAGUUUAUGUUGAUGAAUAUGUGUUAGUUUGGAACAGUUUAUAUGUCUUGCCCAAGUACCAACGCAUGGGAUUUGGGUGCAAUCCUCCGCUGGGGUUUCCACACCUACGGACUUGAAAAGAAAACGGUAUUCGUCCAAACCUUCAUGGGUGCUCGAGGGGUUUAUGCGAAGUAUGGAUGGCAAGAAGUAGAUGCUACGGAAAUCGAUCUUGCUGAAUGGGCAGGCAGUGGGAUGGGAUUUGGUUUGCAUCGGUCGCCGCAGAUGAUUAGGAAGCCCAUGCCUUUCGAAUGA